CAAGUUUACAGAGGAGGAAGAGGAAAAAUAGACGGAGGUUGCUGGAACCUUUUCUGGAUAGCUAACCUGUGUGACCUGGAUAGCUAACACACCUGUGGGAGCUUCACUGGAGAAUGUAGCUGUAGCCCUCCAGCCAAACCACAGGAAAUACGCCACCAUGGGAGAAGCUCAGAAGGGCUUACUCUCUGUCAUUGAGAAACUCAAGGGAUCCACAGAGCAGGAGGUCAGGAUAGUGCUGCUGGGGUUGGACAACGCCGGCAAGACCACCCUGCUGAAGAGCCUCGCCUCUGAGGAUGUUAACACCAUCACACCGACACAGGGCUUCAACAUAAAGAGUGUUGCCUCUCAUGGCAUGAAACUCAACGUGUGGGACAUUGGAGGACAGAGGAAGAUCAGGCCCUUCUGGAAAAAGUAUCUGGAAAACACAGACCUCUUGAUUUAUGUUAUUGACAGUGCAGACAAGAAGCGGUUUGAAGAGACGGGGCUGGAGCUGUCUGAGCUGAUUGACGAGGAGAAUCUAAAGGGCGUUCCAGUGCUCAUCUUUGCCAACAAGCAGGAUCUGGCCACAGCGUCACCGGCCAGUGAGAUCGCCGAGGGACUCAACCUGCACACGUACCGGGACCGUGAGUGGCAGAUUCAGGCCUGCUCAGCCGUGUCUGGGGAGGGAGUUCAGGAUGGCAUGAACUGGAUUUGCAACAACAUUGUGAAUAAGAAGAAGUGACCGAGCCUCCCAAACAACACUGGUCGCAGUCAAACAGAGAACCAGCAUCACAUAAGGGAUUAAAAGUCCCUAAAAUUGUUACUACAUUUAAUAUCAACACACCUCACCCAUG
This is a messenger RNA of Plectropomus leopardus (leopard coralgrouper), 833 nucleotides long. It is a transcript of the gene arl3l1, whose product is annotated as ADP ribosylation factor like GTPase 3, like 1. NCBI's taxonomy places the organism in Eukaryota, Metazoa, Chordata, Actinopteri, Perciformes, Serranidae. The record is from RefSeq and is a predicted model, not a curated record. Gene Ontology annotation, molecular function: GTP binding; GTPase activity.